Molecule: messenger RNA, 651 nt
Organism: Paralichthys olivaceus (Japanese flounder)
Lineage: Eukaryota; Metazoa; Chordata; Actinopteri; Pleuronectiformes; Paralichthyidae
Source: RefSeq, a predicted model, not a curated record
GGUGCGGAUGCCGUCUGGUCGAACCGCCUGCCCUCACAUCACCGAUAACAAGGACGGAACCGUCACCGUGAAAUACUCGCCAACUGAACGAGGUCUGCACGAGAUGGACAUUAAAUACGACAGAAACCACAUCCCCGGAAGUCCUCUUCAGUUCUACGUUGAUGCCAUCAACAGCGGUCAUGUGACAGCGUACGGCCCGGGUCUGAGCCAUGGCACCGUGAACCGACCGUCCACGUUCACGAUCGUCACUAAAGACGCCGGCGAAGGGGGUCUCUCUCUGGCUGUGGAGGGUCCGUCUAAAGCUGAGAUCAGCUGUAAAGACAACAAAGACGGGACGUGCACCGUGUCCUACCUGCCGACUGCACCUGGAGACUACAACAUCAUCGUCAAGUUUGACGACAAACACAUCCCCGGCAGUCCCUUCACCGCCAAGAUCACCGGCGACGACUCUAUGAGGACUUCUCAACUCAACGUUGGCACGGCAACAGACGUUUCAUUGAAGAUCACGGAGACGGACCUGAGCAGUCUGACGGCGACCAUCGGAGCACCUUCUGGAAACGAGGAGCCGUGUUUGCUGAAGCGGCUUCCGAACAGACACAUCGGUCAGUCGUCCUGCUCACGCUCCAGGAUUCCAAAGACUGAGACUACGAC